Molecule: messenger RNA, 1982 nt
Organism: Lymnaea stagnalis (great pond snail)
Lineage: Eukaryota; Metazoa; Mollusca; Gastropoda; Lymnaeidae
Source: the annotation of a GenBank genome assembly
AUUUUGUUAAACCAUAAAUAAAUCGGGUACAUUAAAAGUACGAUAAAUAGAACUAAUAGUGAACUUUCAGUUUUCUAAAAAUUAAUUCCUUAUAAUAUAAUCUUCACAUGGUUCUAAAGCUCUAGUGAUUGCAUACCAAUUUCAAAAUAAACUUAAACGGGUGUUAUAAAUAUGAGUUUUUCAAGAUUCUAUACCAAUGUUAAGAUCAUUAACCAGCAACAGUAGCUCUCUCCAAACAGCUGUGUACAUAAGCAUGGCUGCAUUUUUGUUUGUUUAAUACCUAGAAUUCUAAAUUACUUUUACUUUUAUCUGCCCUCAGUUAAUAUUGUUCAACUCUAUUCAUCAUACCAAGAUUCUCCUAUAUUUAUGAUACCGAGUAUGAAGGACAAAGGCAUGUUGCCAUCAGCCAGACAAACAAUGGCUAGACCUAGAGGUCGAGUAUCAACAGUCGGGGCCUUCGCAUGUGACAUUUGUGGCACAACUUUUACCAAAAAUUUUAAUCUGACCAGACAUAAAGGAAAGUGUGCUGGCACUAAAAUUUAUCACUGCCAAAUUUGUCAAAAAAUUUUUCACAGGACGGACAAGUUGCAAAUUCAUAUGGCUAUGAGGCAUCCUCCUCAAAUACUUUGUAAUAACAAUUUUUAAAAAUUUUAUUGAAUGAAAAGAGCCUUAUUUGAAAAUAGCAAAGCUUAAAAUUAUAAUCUUGAUGACAAAAUCGAAAACACUUAUGAUACUGCUGAUGAAUUGCGGCUACAAUUAAUUUUUUUUUAAGUACUAUUUAAUUUUGGUUCACAUUUCAUUUAUAACUGUUUAAAUAACUAAAAAUGUUGCUCUGAUAAAUUUUCAAAGAAAUUUGCACACAACUCCAGCCCAGGCUGUUAAAGUUAAUGUUGAGUUCUUUCCAAUUUGGCUUAUGUGUUACUCAUUGUAUUGAAUUGCAGAAUAUCCCACUCAUGUUACAGGAAUGAGCUUCAACUUUUCAAGUACACGUUACAUUUAUGGAUGUUCAUUGUGUGGCAAACGGUUCACCACCAAGUAUAAUAUGGAGCGACACCAAAAAAAAUGUAGCUCCUGUGGGCCACAGGGUUGUCAGCUUUGUGGGAAAUCAUUUAUAACCAGCGACAGUCUGAAGCAGCACAUGAUCAUUGUUCAUUCCAAUUUUAACUAAUUUUCCAUUAUUACUUAUUAAUAGGAAUACUUCCUUUACUUAAAUUAUUGCGAGCACAACAGUCAUGUCUUUUUGUUUGAAUUUUUGCUGUCGUCCAAAUUAGGCAAUUUUUUUUCAAUGUUUUUUUAGUAUGAUUGGCUCUUAUCUUAUGCGGAAGUUGAAAUCUGUUGGAUCUGGUUAUUGAAUUUUACUCUUAUUUUGCGAACAGUUAAGCGAUUCUGAAAUUUUACUUUCCCUCUUACACAUAGAAAUUCUUAAAUCUGCAGGUUUGGUAUCAGAUAUUGUGAUCACACAAUUGUCUGGUGGUAUUUGGCCUAGCCGAGGCAGACCAACACACUCUUCCAACAUACGUGCUCACUAUUUCCUCUCAAACGGAUCCAGCAGCAAGAUGUUAAGAAAUCAGUGUAAUGUUUGUGGUAAAUCAUUUACUAUCAAAGGCAAUCUGGACAGACACAAGUGGAAAUGUUUAGACAUUAGGCAACAGCCUUGCCCGAUUUGUGGCAAGGUUUUCCAUCGUCGAGAUAAUCUCAAAGGCCACAUAGCAACGCAACAUGCAACUGAGUGGCCCUCAACUAUAUCAAAUGAUUCUUGAAAUGACUGGUUUCAUAAGUUGAAAUUAGCAAUCUAAGCUUAAAAAAAAUUCAGCUUCUUUAUUGCUAAAAGUAAUUUUCCUUAAAGUGCUGCUAUCUUGCAUUUGACUUAUUAUUUUAUUUUUUUUAAAAUGUAUUUAUACCUAUAUGAUUACAGCUGAUUCAUUCUGUGCAGAAACAUUUUACUUAAAAUUACGGCUAUCUUUUUUAAAACGAUUUACCGG